CGAAUGCGCAUCUUGAUUAGAGUAAAAAGUACUAAAAGUAGUCAAUUUGCGCAUCUUUGGUGACCUGUCAGAUUCAAAAGAGACUUUUUUUCUCAGGAAAAAUUUUGAAUGAUCUAAUAUGAUUUUGUCAAAAUUAUCUAGUUAAUGGUCUAGCAGUAUAUUACGAAUUGUUUGAAGUUAGAUUUCAAUGUACAUCAAGGUCAAAUACCUAGUUAUAGCUAAUUAUCCAAAAAAUCGAGUCAUUCUCGUGAAUCCUCUUGAGCGGCUUGAGGUGAUCUGCAUUCUGCAGAGCAAUUUAAGUAUGACUACUUCCUGGACAUGGAACCAAUUCUCUGAGAGUAAACUGUUGAGUGUGGAGAAAACAAUUCUAUCAGUUUUGAAAUCAAAAUACAUAACUCGUUUUGUUAAUAUAAAAUGGGAAACUGGUACCAAUGAGAGAAUAUGGACUAUUUCGUUGAAUACAGAAUCAAAAAAUACCCCACUAGUGCUCCUUCAUGGCUUUGCUGCAGGAAUUGGAUUUUGGGUUCGAAAUUUGGAUCCGUUAUCGAAAGAUAGACCAGUGUAUGCUAUAGAUCUCCUUGGAUUUGGCCGAUCUUCUAGACCUGAGUUCAGUAUGGAUAGUCUGGAAGCUGAACGUCAAAUGGUUGAUUCAAUAGAAGCUUGGCGUAGACAAAUGGAAUUGGAACAAUUUAUCCUUUUAGGACAUAGUAUGGGUGGUUUUUUAGCUACAUCAUAUGCUAUCUCAUAUCCUGAAAGAGUUAAACAUUUAAUACUAGCUGAUCCAUGGGGAUUUCAGGAUAAAUCUCAAGCAUCUCCAAAAAAUCCAAAACUGUUGUUCAAAAUUCUAGGAAUUGUUUUGUAUCCAUUCACGAAUUUAAAUCCUCUAGCCUCUGUAAGAGCGUUGGGACCCUUUGGGCCAUGGGUGAUUCAAAGAAUGAGAGGUGAUAUAAUAGACAAGUUUGAUGAUAUUUUCGAAGAUAAAACUAUAAUCCCCAACUAUAUAUAUCAUUGCAAUGCUCAAAACCCAACGGGUGAGGCAGCAUUUCAUCGUAUGAUACAUGGAUUUGGUUGGGCUCGUAAUCCUAUGAUUCAUAGAAUACCAAACCUGAAAAAAGAAAUUCCUAUCACAUAUAUGAAUGGAUCUGACUCGUGGAUGGAUCAGGACGGAACAAUGGCUCCAAGAAUAAGAGAAAUGAGAUCAGACUGUUUUGUAGACAUUAAAAUUAUAGAAAAUGCCGGCCAUCAUAUAUAUGCAGAUCAAGCUGAUCAGUUUAAUGAUAUAAUAAUAAAAGCCUGUAAAAUUGCGGAUGAUGAAGAUGAUAAAGUCCCAAUACUUACUCUAAAAAAUGGUCAUUACAAAUUGAAGGAAAAUGAAGAAGAUGAUAGUAUUGAUUACUCAGAUGACAACAAUUCUGAAUUCGAAACAAAUUUAAGUUGAUUAUAAAAUAAGAUCAAUGAAAUUCAAUACAGAAGUAAUUAUUCAAUGUGAUAUUUUCAAUAAAUAAAGUGUUUUUAAUUAUUGUUACAGUAAAUUUA
Molecule: messenger RNA, 1536 nt
Organism: Coccinella septempunctata (seven-spotted ladybird)
Lineage: Eukaryota; Metazoa; Arthropoda; Insecta; Coleoptera; Coccinellidae
Product: (Lyso)-N-acylphosphatidylethanolamine lipase-like
Exons: 7
Coding region: 188-1438 (416 amino acids)
Cellular component (GO): lipid droplet
Source: RefSeq, a predicted model, not a curated record